AUGAGUCCCUCCAAUAUCCCUGCAAACAUUCCAGAAGCCAAUCACAUAGCAGAUACCUUAGCCCAGGAGUGGAGAGAGGCAGAAUCAGCCCUUAGAAUGUCAAAGGAACACAUUACAAGAUUGAAAGGAACAAUCCCCAACUUCAACAUUGGAGAGAGAGUCUGGUUAGAUGCAAAAAACAUUCAGAUCUGCUCUAAUUCAAACAAACUAGACCCCAAAUGGAUAGGACCUUUCAGGAUCAGUGAAAAAAUUUCCAGCCACAUGUACCAACUCAAUCUACUGGAUUCCCUCAAAAUCCACAACAUUUUCUAUGUAGGAUUACUGUCCAAACUGCACAAAUCCCCAAGUCAGCCACUUCCAGACCGCCCCCCUCCUGAAACAAUAGAAGGGGAAGAAGAAUACAAAGUAGAGCAAAUCUUAGACUCAAAAAGACAGCAUGGAAAAUGGUUCUAUUUGAUCAAAUGGAAGGGAUAUUGA
Rhizoctonia solani is the source of this 477-nucleotide messenger RNA. Its product is annotated as Transposon Tf2-7 polyprotein. Lineage: Eukaryota; Fungi; Basidiomycota; Agaricomycetes; Cantharellales; Ceratobasidiaceae. The record is from RefSeq and is a predicted model, not a curated record. The transcript has a single exon. Gene Ontology annotation, cellular component: pericentric heterochromatin. The coding region runs from base 1 to 477 and encodes 158 amino acids. Gene Ontology annotation, biological process: negative regulation of transcription by RNA polymerase II; chromatin organization. Gene Ontology annotation, molecular function: chromatin binding.